AUGCGCACGAUUGCCAAGAGCACGCUGGGCUCCAGAUGUGAGCCAGGGUCAGGCAGGGUGGAAGGCGUGCCAAAAAUCUUGAACACCCUUUACACCUACAUGCAGCAGAGCACCCACAGGCCCUUCCUGCUCCGUGCAGUGUUUCUCCUCACCCACUUUCACCAGGAGCCCGUAACCAGCAGUCUCCUCCAGAAGAGUCUGCUGAUGGACAGUGACACGGUGGAGCUGUGGAGGAGCCUGGGGAGAAGCAUCCUUGGGAUUCGGAUCCUGAGGUGCUUAGUGCAGAAACUAAACAGAGCAGGAAACCACCGCCUGGGGACGGACUCCUCCACUUGUAAGCGGCACAACCGUCAGACGGCUGUGGAGACUCUGACGAUCACCCGUGCCAUCUCCGAGGUGGUGCUUGCCCUGAGGAGCACGGAGGAGCUCAGGCGACUGCUUCCCCACCUCCUUCCCAGCCUCCUCAGGUGGGCCAGAGAAAUGCUGGGUGGGGAGAGGCUGCUUUUGCUCAUGAGCACCUGGAGAGAACUGUUCCUCGAGUGCCAAAUGCACGUGGAGAAGCCGUGCGGGUAA
This is a messenger RNA of Aquila chrysaetos chrysaetos, 573 nucleotides long. Its product is annotated as maestro heat-like repeat-containing protein family member 2B. The coding region runs from base 1 to 573 and encodes 190 amino acids. Gene Ontology annotation, cellular component: cytoplasm. The transcript is spliced from 4 exons. NCBI's taxonomy places the organism in Eukaryota, Metazoa, Chordata, Aves, Accipitriformes, Accipitridae. The record is from RefSeq and is a predicted model, not a curated record.